This is a messenger RNA of Rotaria sp. Silwood2, 453 nucleotides long. Lineage: Eukaryota; Metazoa; Rotifera; Eurotatoria; Philodinida; Philodinidae. The record is from the annotation of a GenBank genome assembly.
AUGUUUGAUGAAGUAACAUAUACUGGUCCAAAAUUAAAAACAAAACAAGUGCUAUGGCCCACACAUUGCAUACAAGGAACAGAAGGUGCUGCUCUGCAUAAAAAUCUAUAUGUUUCAUCAAACAACAACAAAGUAAUACAUAUUAGAAAAGGUACCGAUCCUGAUAUUGAUAGCUAUUCAACAUUUAUGGAUAAUGGAGGUGUUAUUCGAACCGAGCUUGAUGAUAAACUUCGAGAACAUGAUGUUACACAUGUUUUUCUUACUGGAUUAGCAACGGACUAUUGUGUAUCAGCAACUGCUUAUGAUGCAUUUAAUUUGAACUAUAAUACGUAUAUCAUCGAAGAUGCUACAAGAGGUAUCGAUACAUACACAAUCAAUUAUCUGAAGCAGUUAGGAGUGAAAGUUAUUCAGGCCAAUCAAGUCAAAAGAAUAAUAUCUACUUAUCGAAAAUGA